AUGACGAAUCCAUCACGACCAAGUACAUCAUGUCAAAUUCAAAGACCAUCAUUAACGGAUGAUAAUGAUCAUCUCAACAAUAAUAACGGGAAACAAUUUUUAUCAAGAAGUCUCACCUUUGAUACAGAACAAAAGCAGCAAAAACAACAACAACAACAACGAGUAACAAGACCAAGUCGACCAUCACCAACUAUUAGUGAGCAAUUGCCACAACGUUUAGGUCGUAGUUUACUUAGCAAUGAUAAUUGGCGACAAGAAACAAUGGUCGACAUUCGAAUUAAUGCGAAAGCGAUUGAGCAGAGUGAUCAAAAUAUUCUCUUCGGUCGAGGAAUUGAUCCUUUACCGCAUGUUCGUGAAAUGCUGACUGAACUGAGUAAUACUGAAGCUUUGCUCUAUGCACGACAAUGUCGUGUUGUUGUAGCUAAAUUACGUUUGUGUUGGGGUGAUAUUAAUGAAGAAAUUAAAUCAUUAUUAAAACAUAAAGAAUAUACAGAAGCAGCCAUUGAUCAUAUACGUAAAGAUUUAAUUAUCAAUAAUGAAAGUGUUAAAAUUAGAAAAAAACCAAAACGAGAAGCGGAGCUUGAUGGUGUUGAUGAUAUACUCGCUGCAGAAAAAUAUCAUUUAACAACUAUAAAAAAUAUUUUAGAACUUAACUGUAAAAAUAUUGUUGAUCAAAUGCAGAAACUUGAUGAAGUUCGUAAGCGUGUUACUAAAGUUGGUAAAGAACGUUCAGUAGUUACAGAACUUAUAUGUCAGUGUUUGACACAUGCAUCGAGAACAUUUGAAUUGACUCGUUUUCAAAAACUAGAUAAUGCACAAACACGUCGAGCAUCAAUAGCAAAUCCACCAGCACGACCAACAUCAGCACUUGGUUUUCGUCCACCACGUUCAACACGAACUAAUCCAUUAUCAACAACAAUGACUUCAUCUAACUCAAAUUUAAAUAAUACAAAUGUCACAGCUGAAUCAACCUUGUUAGAUGAGAAUGGUUUACCGCUUGUUGGUCAUUUACUUCCUUUUACGCCUGAUGUUAUACAAGUAUUUCAAGAAGCAGCAAAAUUAAUUGAAGAAUCGGGUGAAAUAAAAAAACAAGCUAUGAAUCAAAUAAAAGAUGCAUUCAAUGAUGCUAAAGCUUAUUCGUUGACUGUUAAUCAAAGUGUUGCUCAGAAACUUGCUGAUAUUAUUACAUUAGCACAACAUUUGACAAUAUCACUCGGUGAAAAUUCUAUUGCACAACAUCGAGCACAACGUUGGUUUGAUUUAACAAUGAGUGCUCAACGAUGCAAUGCCGGUCCACUCAGUUCAUCUAGUUUUAAAAUAUUUGAACGUCUUGAUCGGCCUAUAAUUCGAACAUUUCAAAAACAUCCAGGCAAUCAAGUACCAGAAGCUCAAAUAACAGCAAAAGUAACAACUGAUCUUCAACAGUCGGCUGAAGAAACAAGAAAACAAUUAAAAGCAUUAAAAAUUGUUGGUCAACGAUUACAAGCUAAUUUAAUUGAUAAAGAAGUAGCAUUAGAGGUUGAUGCACAUCUUCUUCGUCGACGACGAGAACGUUCUAAUCAUAAAUGGGGUGUCACUAAAUAUGUACACGUUUGA
Messenger RNA from Rotaria socialis, 1596 nucleotides. The record is from the annotation of a GenBank genome assembly. Lineage: Eukaryota; Metazoa; Rotifera; Eurotatoria; Philodinida; Philodinidae.